Molecule: messenger RNA, 2892 nt
Organism: Closterium sp. Naga37s-1
Lineage: Eukaryota; Viridiplantae; Streptophyta; Zygnematophyceae; Desmidiales; Closteriaceae
Source: the annotation of a GenBank genome assembly
AUGCGCACUCUCACGCGCGCUCACGCGCGCUCUCACGCGCAAUCUCAUGCGCACUCUCGCAAUCACUCUUACGCGCACUCUCACGCGCUCUCUCACACGCUCCCCACGCGUCUCUCACGAGCUCUCUCACACGCUGUCUCACGCGCUCUCACGCGCACUCUAACGCGCUCUCUCACGCGCACUCUAACGCGCUCUCUCACGCGCGCUUUCAUAAGCUCUCUCACACCCACUCACGCACUCUCUCACGCGCACUCUAACGCGCUCUCUCAUGCGCUCUCUCACGCGCUCCCUCAUGCGCUCUCUCACGCGCUCUCUUACACACUCUCUCACGUGCGCACUCUUACACGCUCUCUCACACGCACUCUCACGCGCACACUCACGCGCACUAUCACACGCUCUCUCACGCGCUCACUCACGCGCGCUCUCACGCGCACACUCACGCGCUCUCUCACGCGCACUCUACGCGUGCACUCUCACAUGCGCACUCUCACACGCACUCUCACGCGCACUCUCACGCGCUCCCUCACCUGCCCUCUCACGCGGCCUCUCACAUGCUCUCUCACGCGCACACGCACUCUCACGCGCACACUCACGCGCACUAUCACACGCUCUCUCACACGCUCACUCACGCGCGCUCUCACGCGCACUCUCAUGCGCACUCUCACGCGCGCUCACGCGCGCUCUCACGCGCAAUCUCACGCGCACUCUCGCAAUCACUCUUACGCGCACUCUCACGCGCUCUCUCACACGCUCCCCACGCGUCUCUCACGAGCUCUCUCACACGCUGUCUCACGCGCUCUCACGCGCACUCUAACGCGCUCUCUCACGCGCACUCUAACGCGCUCUCUCACGCGCGCUUUCAUAAGCUCUCUCACACCCACUCACGCACUCUCUCACGCGCACUCUAACGCGCUCUCUCAUGCGCUCUCUCACGCGCUCCCUCAUGCGCUCUCUCACGCGCUCUCUUACACACUCUCUCACGUGCGCACUCUUACACGCUCUCUCACACGCACUCUCACGCGCACACUCACGCGCACUAUCACACGCUCUCUCACGCGCUCACUCACGCGCGCUCUCACGCGCACACUCACGCGCCCUCUCACGCGCACUCUACGCGUGCACUCUCACAUGCGCACUCUCACACGCACUCUCACGCGCACUCUCACGCGCUCCCUCACCUGCCCUCUCACGCGGCCUCUCACACGCUCUCUCACGCGCACACGCACUCUCACGCGCACACUCACGCGCACUAUCACACGCUCUCUCACGCGCUCACUCACGCGCGCUCUUACGCGCACACUCACGCGCUCUCUCACGCGCACUCUACGCGUGCACUCUCACAUGCGCACUCUCACACGCACUCUCACGCGCACUCUCACGCGCUCCCUCACCUGCCCUCUCACGCGGCCUCUCACACGCUCUCUCACGCGCACACGCACUCUCACGCGCUCUCUCACGCGCACUCACGCGCUCUCUCACACUCUCUACACGUGCGCACUCUUACACGCUCGCUCACACGCACUCUCACGCACACAUUCACGCGCACUCUCAUGCGCUCUCUCACGCGCUCACUCACGCGCGCUCUCACCGCACUCUCACACGCACUCUCACGCGCACCCUCACGCGCUCUCUCACGUGCGCACUCUCACGCGCACUCUCACGCGCACUUUCAUGCGCUCUCUCACAUGCCCUCUCACGCGGCCUCUCACACGCACUCUCACACGCACCCUCACACACAAUCUCACGCCCUCUCCCACGCGCUCUUUCACGCGCACUCUCACGCGCACUCUCACGCACGCGCUCCCUCACACUCUCCCUCACACGUCUCUCACGCGCUCUCUCAUACGCUCUCUCACGUGCUCUCACGUGCUCUCACGUGCUCUCACGUGCUCUCAUGAGCACUCUCACGCGCUCUCUCAUGCGCUACGCGCUCUCUCACGUGCUCUCUCACCUGCCCUCUCACGUGGCCUCUUACGUGGCCUCUCGCGCACUCUCACGCGCUCUCUCACGCGCUCUCUCACGCGCACACGCACUCUCACGCGCUCUCUCACGCGCUCUCUCACGCGCACACGCACUCUCACGCGCUCUCUCACGCGCUCUCUCACGCACACUCUCACGCGCUCUCUCACGCGCUCUCUCACGCGCACUCUCACGCGCACUCUCACGCGCUCUCUCACGUGCACACGCACUCUCACGCGCACUCUCACGCGCUCUCUCACGUGCUCUAUCACGCGCUCUCUCACGCGCUCUCUCACGCGCACUCUCACGCGCACUCUCACGCGCUCUCUCACCAAACAAUCCGCGCUGGCGCACCAACCCGCGCUCGCGCACCAACCCGCGCUCGCGCACCAACCAGCGCUCGCGCUCCAAUUCGCACUUGCGCUCCGGGCACCUGUCGCCGGAGGCGACAGCGGGGAGGAGGGAGAGGCGACGGCGGGGAGGAGGGAGAGGCGACGGAGGGUAGGAGGGAGAGGCGUCGGCGGGGAGGAGGGAGAGGCGACGGCGGGGAGGAGGGAGACGCGGCGGCAGGGAGGAGGGAGAGGCGACGGCGGGGAGGAGGGAGAGGCGACGGCGGGGAGGAGGGAGAGGCGACGGCGGGGAGGAGGGAGAGGCGACAACGGGGAGGAGGGAGAGGCGACGGCGGGGAGGAGGGAGAGGCGACGGCGGGGAGGAGGGAGAGGCGACGGCGGGAAGGAGGGAGAUGCGACGGCGGGGAGGAGGGAGAGGGGAUGGCGGGGAGGCUCCAGGGGGCCACCUGGCCAGCUCUGGAGGCGAGCGGGAAGAGCAGGAGCUCAGGAGGAGGAGAGCAGUGGAGAUGACGACGAGCCACGGAGGAGAGAGCGGAAAUCACUGCAGGGGCCACCCCACACUCGUAGAAAAUGUGGGAAAUAG